Hylaeus volcanicus is the source of this 1794-nucleotide messenger RNA. RefSeq names its product U3 small nucleolar RNA-associated protein 18 homolog (gene wcd). The record is from RefSeq and is a predicted model, not a curated record. Gene Ontology annotation, biological process: rRNA processing. Gene Ontology annotation, molecular function: protein binding. Bases 143 to 1705 code for a protein of 520 amino acids. The transcript is spliced from 7 exons. Gene Ontology annotation, cellular component: Pwp2p-containing subcomplex of 90S preribosome; small-subunit processome. Lineage: Eukaryota; Metazoa; Arthropoda; Insecta; Hymenoptera; Colletidae.
UAAAGCUGGGUAAAGCUACGAGUAAACAGGAAAAAUAGACCGCGUGUAGUCAAAAUUCUGUUACAAGUUUAUGUAGUAAAAGUACGUUUCAGUUUAAAUACUAUCGUAAUUUGCUACGUAUCAUACUGAAUGAAUUACGAAAAUGAGUGAAGCGUCUACGAGAAAACAUAAAAUGAAAACUCAAAAAGGAGCAGUAGAUAAAACAGUUACUAAGAAAAGUAUGUCUACGAAGACAUUGUACGAUCGAAAGUUUACUGCACCCUUAAAAAAGAAACGUAAAAAUGAGUAUAAUCCGAUAGAAGAAGCCAGGUUAGAAAGGAUCGUAUUCGGUGACCCAAGUGACAUUAUAGACAAUUUAUCAAAUGACAAAGAUUUCGUCGAAUCGGAUAAACACGAAAGUAUCGAUAAUGACAUUUCCGUGGAUAGUGAUGGAAAUGAUGAUUUGAAUACACAAAGUGAUGAUGUUUCUAUAGAACGGCGGAAAAAAGCAGUAUGGGUUGACGAGGAUGAUGCUCAAUAUUCAGUACAAGAUGCUACAAGAGCACAAAAUCGGAAAUUACCUGUUGACAUACCAGAAAAAUUAUAUAAAGAUUUUCUACAUAACAAAUAUAAACAAAUUGUUGGUACUCCAAAAUGGGCAGAUCUUAAAAAAGUGGAUAAAGAAUCUGAUGAUUUAGACAAUGAAAUAUUAAAGCAUAGUUGUCAUUUAGAAAAACCUAAAAUGAAAAACUUGCCAAAGAGCAUAAUUGAUAUAAAAGCAUUGACUCCGAUUAAUAAGCAAACACACACAGAAGGACCUGUUGUAUCAAGUGUUGAAUUUCAUCCAUCUUCCACUGUAGCUCUUGUUGCUGGAUCAUCUGGAAUUUUGUCUCUUUUUCAAGUAGAUGGCAUUGAAAAUAAUAAAUUACACACAAUGCAAUAUAAAAAGUUUCCCAUUAGUACAGCAAAAUUUUUCAAAGAUGGUACAGAAGUUUUAGUUGGUUCUCAAUAUUAUCCUCACUGUCAUUCCUAUAAUUUAAUUACUGGAAAAACAUAUAAAAUACCAUUGCCUCAUGGUAUUACUAAUAUGCAGAAAUAUGAAGUAUCUCCAGAUGGAAAAUUAUUAGCCCUGUGUGGACGGUUGGGAGACAUUUUUUUAUUAACAAGUUCAUCUAAAGAACUUGUUGGUACUUUGAAAAUGAAUUCAAAAUGUAAGGCAGUAUGUUUCACUCCAGAUGGUAAAACUCUCAUCACACAUGGUGAUAGCAAUGAAAUGUACAUUUGGGAUGUAAACAGUCGGUCAUGCAUACAUCGCGCUGUAGAUGAUGGAUGUCUGUCUUGUUCAUCUAUUGCAAUGUCUCCAAGCGGCCAAUUUUUGGCGACAGGUAGUAAAGAGGGCGUAGUUAAUUUGUAUGAUACAAAAACAGUAUUGCAAAAUCGACAACCUGCUCCAUUAAAAAUUAUUCUGAAUCUCGUAACAUCAAUUACUAGUUUAAAAUUUAAUUCUUAUUCCGAAAUAUUAGCAAUAGCUUCAGAUAAAAAAUAUAAUGCAUUUAAAAUGGUACAUUUACCAUCAUUUACCGUCUUUUCAAACUUUCCCACAUUUCAAACAGUUAUAUCAAUGCCAGAAGCUAUUGAUUUUUCACCAGGUAGCGGUUAUUUAGGAAUUUCCAACAGAUCGGGUACUGCCUUUUUAUACAGAUUAAAGCAUUAUGGAAAUUAUUAAAAUAUUACCAUAUAAAAUAUGUAACAUUAUUAAAGAACUUUUAAUUAUAAAGUGCUAAAUAAAAUGCUGUAUUUUAUUUGGAAAUAAAA